Neurospora tetraspora is the source of this 1735-nucleotide messenger RNA. RefSeq names its product galactose mutarotase-like domain-containing protein. The annotation marks the transcript as partial. Gene Ontology annotation, cellular component: cytoplasm. Gene Ontology annotation, molecular function: glucose-6-phosphate 1-epimerase activity; carbohydrate binding. The transcript has 4 exons. NCBI's taxonomy places the organism in Eukaryota, Fungi, Ascomycota, Sordariomycetes, Sordariales, Sordariaceae. The record is from RefSeq and is a predicted model, not a curated record. Gene Ontology annotation, biological process: carbohydrate metabolic process.
AGGAGGAAGUGGGGGCCAUUUACCCCGCUGUCUCAUCCAACCACCACACCACCGAGCUUCUCUCCCAUUUCUUCAUCAUUGGGCUCUCUUGUAUCCCGCGUCUCGGGUAGAGUGAGCAUCAUCAACAGCUUGUCUUUACUUGCGCAGCGAUUCUGUUACCUCGUUUGUUUCUGCGACCUCAUUACCCCUCUUCCACGCCCGCUUCCGGUUCCAACUCCCUUCCAACAUCCGCUUUCGCAAACAACAACAACUCAACCCGACCAACAACCUAAUCAACCCAUACCAACCGCAACAAUGGUCGACCGAGCCCGCAAGCCCUCCGCCCUAGCCUCCACCCCCGGCCUCCCCCCGCAACCGCAAGUCGCUUUCUCCUCGGACAACUCUCGCGUGACCGCCACUCUUCCGACCGGCGAGAGCGUCUCGGUUCUGCUGUACGGCGCCACCGUCGUCAGCUGGAAGGACAAGAACGGUGAUGAGAAGCUGUGGUUGAGCGAGGCGGCUAAGCUGGAUGGGAGUAAGCCUGUGAGGGGCGGUAUUCCCUUGGUCUUCCCGGUCUUCGGAACAGCCCCCGACCACGCCCAAACGAAGGAGCUCCCCCAGCAUGGCUUCGCCCGCUCGUCGCGGUGGGAGUUCCUGGGCAAGUCCACUUCGGAAUCGACUCCCACUCCCACCACCCCGGCCUUUGCUGCGACGGCGACUAGCGCUGCCGGAGCCGUGGCUGCUGCGGCGGCCGAUAUGAGCGUCAAGUUGGAUUUUGGUCUGAGCUCUUCGGGCUUGAGCGAAGACGCCAGGGCGAAGUGGCCGUAUGCUUUUAAUGCCAUUUACUCAGUGACGCUGAACACGGAUAGUCUGGCGACUAAUUUGGUGGUUACUAAUGACGAUGAGAGGAGUUGGGAGUGUCAGGUUUUGAUGCAUACUUAUCUCAAGGUCGACGAUAUCACUUCCGUCUCCAUCCACGGCCUCGAAAACGCCACCUACGUCGACAAAACCACCACCCCGAUCUCCACCACCACCCAGUCCACCCCGACCCUCACCAUCUCCUCCGAGAUCGACCGCGUGUACACCCCCGCCGGCGACUCUCCCGCGUCCGUCCCCAUCACCGUUUGGUCCCAAGACAAGCCCAAGUACACCAUUUUGCGCGAUAACCUCUCCAACGUGGUGGUCUGGAACCCCUGGAUCGAAAAGGCGCAGGGCAUGGCGGACUUUGAGCCCAAGGAUGGGUACAAGAACAUGUUGUGCGUGGAACCGGGCGCGGUGAGCACGUGGCAGGUGCUGGAGCCGGGGGAUGCGUUUGAGGGGGCGCAGACUAUUGUUUUGGGUGGGAAGACUGAUUGAAGCCAGGUACUGGGCUGGAGGAGGAGGGGACGGUUGUGAGGGUGGGGGGAGUGGUGCCGCAUAUUGUGUGGUGAAGGUUGGUGGGGAUAUAGAAACGAAGGUGAAUGAGGGGGGAGAUGUCGAAGAAUUGGGGGUCAUGACAGUUGGAGGGAGGUUAAUUGGAUGAGGGAAACGGAGGAUGUGAUGAAUGAUGAGUGAUGACGAUGAAUACUAGGAGAUGAGCCAGCCUUGAAUACUGUGGAGGCGGCCAGGUUCACCAGAUAGACAGACGGCAAUGAUAAUAGUAGCCGGACAAGAGCUCACGUACUGGAAUUGGAGGAUGUGAAGAGUGAAGAGUGAUGACGACGACCUGGAGAGGCUUGGCUUUCAUUCACCGGACAAAUAUAACCACCAAUUCCAC